Messenger RNA from Alternaria novae-zelandiae, 663 nucleotides. RefSeq lists its product as uncharacterized. NCBI's taxonomy places the organism in Eukaryota, Fungi, Ascomycota, Dothideomycetes, Pleosporales, Pleosporaceae. The transcript has 2 exons. The record is from RefSeq and is a predicted model, not a curated record. Bases 1 to 663 code for a protein of 220 amino acids.
AUGAUUGCCGGCGCCAGCAUGAACGUGGCCGCCGGAGUUGGAACGGCUGCUACGACCACUAUGCGAACGCGGCGCUUCUUGGAGGCUGUGAACCGAGAAUACUUCGCGCCUCGUGGUCUGAAAGCUUCGAUUUGCAAGAACAGACAGUUGGAAGAGAAGAUUGGCUGCAAUGUGCACAUGCCAUCGUCGGCAGUGCUAGGAAGCAGCUCCCGGCCUCGAACAGCUGGAUACCGCCGUUUGCAAUCACUCAUGCCGUAUAUCGCACCGCUUUCAUUCAACGUUCCGCCGCCGAUAGAGCAGCGAAGUGCUCUCGAUAGAAUGGCUGCGAAGCAGAUCGAACGGCGGCUCAAGAAGAAAGAAGAAAAGGGCUACAGCUCAGACUCAAGCUCUAGUUCAGAGUCCAGCAUCAGCUCCAACAAAGAGUCCGCCCUGGUAUCUCAUGAUGAGGUCAACGGCAAACAAAAGAGAAGAGCGGAUAAAGCGGAGCGCAAACGAGCAAAGAAAGAAGAGAAGAAGGCGCGAAAGGAAGAGCGGAGAUCUAGGAAGCGGGACCGGAAAGGGGCCAAAGCUCAUGUUAAGGAGGGUAAGAAGUUGGAGAAAGAACAGGAGAUGGUCGAGAAGAUGGAGUAUAUCAUCAUUGAGUCGCUGAAUGAGGGGAUGUAG